AUGGAGUUGUUCGUGGGCACAUUCAAUGCCCCGUACUUGUACACGCUCUCUUUUGACCCUCAUCUUGCCCAUCUCAACGUUACGCACAUCAGCAAUGCCACCGCUUACCACCCAUGGCUUUCAUUUGCACCAAAUCAAAAGACACUUUACGCAACGGCUUGGGAGCCCCCGGGCGUAGCAGCCUAUAAAAUUCAUCGCGAUGAUGAUGGUUCAUCGCAUACACUCGAGCUGAUCAACUCCAACUCAGUAGUCGAACUGCCUGGCUACGUUACCGCUACCAACUCCUAUCUGUAUAGCGCCGGCUGCGCAUCGGGCGAGGUAUUCCGUGUUGAAAGCGACGGGGCCCUGGGCGAUCUAGCACAACAACUUUAUUUCCCCAUCGGCGGCAGUGAGGGUGUCUCUCCACCUGGCAGGGUCGCUGGUAUCGCGAACGGAACGCACAGUGUUGAUCCAAGCCCUGACGGAGACACGCUAUACGUUGCAGACAUUGGAGCAAAUGGUGUGUGGACCUUUACGGUUUCGGAAGCCAAUGGAAACCCUGCCGUCCUUACAGACCAACAGUUGCAUGGAGCGCCGAGGGAUCACGACGGCCCCCGCCAUGCCUGGCCUCACCCAGACGGAAAGAUCUUAUACACCAUUGGAGAGCACUCUAACAUGGUGGAUGUGUUCCGUGUGAAGAAGCACUGCAAUGGAACUGUGAAGGACCUGGAACAUUUGCAAGGCGCCAGUGUUCUGCCCCAGGGUAGCAACGUAACGCAUUUUGCGGCGGACGAAGUUCGACUCUCGACCGGACCUCCGGGCAGUCCCCCUCAAUACUUGUUUGCGUCCACUCGAGGCCGUGUCAACAAUGCCAACGGCUACGUAUCGGCUUUUGAGUUGGACACCGAAGGCAAAUUGGUGCAUACGGAAGCUGUUGACAUCUGGGAGACUCCGACAAGCGGAGAAUCGGCCAACGCAGUUGAGCCCGCGCCAUGGGUGGCUGCAGCAUCUCCCGAUGCACCGUCCCUACAAUACCUGGCUCUGACUGAUGACAUUGCGGGCAAACUUCGUAUUCUUACCUUUGAUGGGGCUCAAUUCCAGGAGCUUGUUGCAGUCACUCUUGAAGUACCAGCGUAUGACAAGGAGUUCAAUGGUACAGUUGAAGCCGCUACGGCCGUGUGGCUGCGGCCUGUUGAAGAGACAGCCUAA
Molecule: messenger RNA, 1188 nt
Organism: Beauveria bassiana ARSEF 2860
Lineage: Eukaryota; Fungi; Ascomycota; Sordariomycetes; Hypocreales; Cordycipitaceae
Product: cis,cis-muconate lactonizing enzyme precursor
Exons: 1
Coding region: 1-1188 (395 amino acids)
Molecular function (GO): 6-phosphogluconolactonase activity; protein binding
Source: RefSeq, a predicted model, not a curated record